Messenger RNA from Dermacentor silvarum, 7157 nucleotides. It is a transcript of the gene beta4GalT7, whose product is annotated as beta-1,4-galactosyltransferase 7. Gene Ontology annotation, biological process: proteoglycan biosynthetic process; carbohydrate metabolic process. Bases 232 to 1104 code for a protein of 290 amino acids. Gene Ontology annotation, molecular function: xylosylprotein 4-beta-galactosyltransferase activity. The record is from RefSeq and is a predicted model, not a curated record. The transcript is spliced from 2 exons. NCBI's taxonomy places the organism in Eukaryota, Metazoa, Arthropoda, Arachnida, Ixodida, Ixodidae.
AGCAACUAAUUGUUGCAGGUUGUCUGAAUGAUGGGCAUGUCAUACGAGUGAUUGCGGAGACCGCUGAGACACUGGAGCUGGAACAGGAGAAAUAAGACCGCAAUGCUGCGACCGUUGCCAGGUGUCGGCCGGCACGGCGCAAGCGUCCUGUGCACGCGAAAUUCUGCAUGACAACGGCGUCAGGCCGCAGCCGGCGGGCUGCAGCGCUGUGUCGGUCGGCGAGACAUCGCGAUGGUGCACGGGCGGCGCGUGUUGCUCGCGCUGCUAUUGUGCGGCCUGCUCUGCACGCUGCUUGUGCCGUUUACUUUGGUGCUACGUUCGCCGACGGGCUGCAGCUCUGGUGAUGACGACGACGACGACUAUGAGCGCGCGAGCGCGGGGGACCACCGGUUAGCAGUGAUCAUUCCGUUUCGCGAUCGCUUCGACGAACUGCUCCGGCUAGCGCCUCACUUGCACCGCUUUCUGGUCAAACAGGGGAUUCGGCACAGGCUGGUUGUAGUGAACCAGAUCGACACGCUGCGGUUCAAUCGAGGCUCGCUUAUCAACGCUGGCUUCUUGGAGAGCGAGGCAUACUGCGACUAUGUUGCCAUGCACGACGUUGACCUCCUGCCACUGAACCCCCAGCUGAGCUAUGCAUUCCCUCCCAAUGGCGGUCCGCACCACCUCGCUGCACCAGGCCUGCAUCCGCGGUACCACUACCCAACUUUUGUUGGAGGUAUCCUUCUGUUGAGCACAGCCCGCUUCCGCCAGUUGAACGGCAUCUCGAACCGCUACUGGGGUUGGGGCCUUGAGGAUGAUGAAUUCUAUGCACGUAUCCGUGAGGCUGGCUUCAACGUUACGCGACCUGUUGGCAUUACAACAGGAAAAAAGGACACAUUUCGGCACCUGCACGACCGCCGGCGCCGGCCGAGGGACACGGCGCGGACGGCACAGCAGAGGCGUGAGAAUCGUCGUAGGGACCGCCGAACUGGGCUGGGUGACAUAAGGUAUCAGGUCAAGGCAAGACACAAGCUGAAAAUUGAUGGGGCACCCGUGGAUGUGCUUGAUGUUAGACUGUUAUGCAAUCGUACUGACACGCCGUGGUGUGAACUACCCGUAACUUGAGUUACAUGGCCGCUUUGUUUGAUGUCCACUGGACCCUUGUAUGCUUGCAUCAAACAGUGCUGUAGUUGCCUCCCCCCCCCUUUUUGUUUUUUUGGUAGGUGUUUAUGUCGUCAUCCGUCACAUGUGGGAGAAGUGGAGUAUCCGUGUUAAUUGCUGCAAUCUGGCAGGCCAGCUUUCCCACUUGUUACUUUGUGCUCACAUUGUCGCGGCACUGUGUAUAACAAAAUGCCAACUAGCUCCCAUGUGUAGAUAAUUUUGCAAUUCUUCAGGGUGUUGUAUUUUUGUUAACAGGUUGCAUGUUUAAGUGCCAUAACUGCCUGUUUAAGGGCAACCUUCAGUGUCAUAAAUGUAAUUAUGACGAAGGAAAGCUGAAACUUUGGAUACUGUCAGACAUAUGAUGGUAUUCAGAGCUUUGCCAUUAUACACAUUAGUCUUUGACUAACAGUUGCACUCUAACUUCGGAACAUGCUUUUGCAGGCCACAUACCGUUGAACAUUGUGAACAGGUUCUGUGAAAUCAAUUGUUUUAAAGUGCUUUAGUUGUUGCAUGUGGGAUUAUAACCAGCUCUGUUAAUUUUGAAAGUGAGCUGGUUUGAAAGCACAACAUGGAAUAACACCGACAGACACCUUUGUGUCUGUCUAUUACUUGUGUUAUGCUUUCGAGUCAGUGUGAACUUAGAAUGAACAUGAACCAGCUAGCCCCAUUAAUUGUUCAGCUCUGUUAACUUGUGGCACCUGUGACCAUAAUUGCCUAGUUAAUCACUGUAGUAUAUGUUAAGUGCUUGUAAUUUUUUUAAUGAAUAUUUCUAUUUUAUUUGAUUAGAUUCAUUCUGGCUUUUUUUUUUUUUACUUUGCCUGCUUUUGAGCUUGCAAUGUUUUAACAGCUGUAAAAAAAAAAAAAAAUUUCCUUUGCGAUGUGAGAAAGUGCACUCUACACAUGCACCAUGCUUGUUUCCCAUGGCAACAUGACUCUGACUUACUGCUUAGGAUUCAAACAGCAAAUUGGAAUUGCUAACAAAUUACCUUGUUGUCAAGAGCAGAAAGCAGUCUCAUUAGGUGCAGAAGUCGAUGACAGAUACAGAUCUUGAGUUGGUUGAUAUUUGAUAUGUACAUGGGGGGUAAAGGUCACGUUGGAAGAUUCCAUUGUUAAAUUCUUCGCUCAAGCUGCUAUCAAAUCUAUGAGAGCACCCAUUAGCACGAACAUUACGAAUCUGUAGUGGUUUUGCCAUCUGUUAGUUGCGUACUCGUGUGUUUCAGUUACAGACCUUGCAGUCGAGGGUAAAAUUAUUGUACACAGUGUAUGCUACCAGUAGGCAUAGAAUUCUUUUACUUUUAGCACGGAACAGUAAGGUGACAGACGCUGCUCAUCGUCACGAUAAAAUCUGAGUUGGCUGGUAUGCAUUUCUCAUAAACCAAGAGUGUGUUAAGAGAAACAAACUCGUACGUCUAGCUUGUUUGCUGUUGAACCUGCUUAUGCCAAAUUUGUAAGGAAUUAAUCGACACGUUUUGCUUUUUCAUUAGGUCAGUUUAUGCAAAAUACUCACAAAAAAGGACUGUAGAAAUACAUAUGAGAAAGCUUUUUAUAUAAAUUGUUAUCCACAUUCUAGUGCAGGUGGCCCAGUAAGUGCAAACACUUUUGCAUCUUCAACCUUUGUUGUAUCAAGAUGUCAACAGGCACUGCAUCCUUACUUGCAUUUAAUGCACAGCAUGUUGUAAUGUAAUGCACAGCACAGUGCACAGCAUGUUUUUUGCUUUGCUGAACGGGAAACAUUUUCCUCUGUUUUUGUUCAAGGGGGGGGGGGGGGAAGAAAACUAGUCGCAUUUCCCUUUUGACAUUUUCAAGGCCACGAGUGACAUGCAUGGUUUAUGGUUUGCUGAAAAGCUGGUCUACAUUAGCGUUGACUGUGUCGAACGGUCAUCGAUGAAUUGUGCAGGCGUCUGUGCAGUCUCGCUGCACAUGUAUAUGUGUGCGUCUGUGGUUGUGUGCAAUAUUUGAAUAUGAAAUGAGUGUGUGUGCCAAUCUAUGCUUGCUUACGGAAGUAGUUGUACACUCUGGACUUCUGAUUCUUUGUCAUAUUCUGCAACUACACUGAUGUACGUUCCCUCACCUUUUAAAAUGACAGGCUAGCUGUGCACGUUGACGAAUGCCAUCCUCUCUUGCAGUGGCAUGUUUGUGUUUCACAAGUUCUUGCAUUUCUAGUAUGCAAAGCAUGCAUUGUGUUCAUGUAGGAGAGGUCCAGCACAGAUAUGUGCAUCUCUCGUUCUUGUAAUGCAUGAGAGAAAUGCACGUGCCUCAAUGAUGCAACUUUUUGAGUAUUAAUUUCUGCAAUACAGUCCAUUUUUCUCAGUUCCUGUGACAUCCAUUUCUUUUUGUGUUACAGGAACAGUCACUCACUUUUGCUAAGCACUGUCCACAGCUGUCCAUAUUUUGCAGACUGUGCUCACUUUGGUGCCUUCAGCAAGUUCGCUGGUUCAUUUGGUAUUAUUUCUUUGCAGUACCAUUGCUACAAUGAAAACAACAGAAGUGUGUUUCAGUUAUCCAUAUACGUUAGUACUGAAGCACUUCAAAAACUGCGGGUGAGCUUAUGGAGUACCGACAUGAAAUUCUCGACCUGUCAUAUUACAGCGAAGCUUUCUAUGGCUAGGCUAUGGCGUCUGCGCAGACAAUUAUCAUCAUCAGCAAUGGCUCGAGCGUCGUCUUCUUCCACAGCUAGCUCCAUACCGCUCAUCAUUCCAGUGUAGAAUUUCAUCGCUCUUCUGUCGUCGUAAUGGGGAGGCCAUGUUUACAGGUGUAUGAGCCAUUCAUUGUCUUACAUGACGGACAGAUUUAAUAACAGAGGUGAUUUGCAAAUGUGUGUGCGUACCGUACCUAUCGUCACAAUGACCACCGAUCAGGAUAAUAAAUGUGUUCGUACCCUUGUUCAAAAUUCUGUGUCACCUCUGUGUCGUGCUAUAAACAGUGUCACUGGUCAUCCACCUUCACAGAGUGGAAUGGCUCAUGAAUUUUUAAAUUUCUUUUAUGAGCAACAUCAUCAAACCAAUGUAGGGUUGCUAACUGUCCAGAAGUUGGCGCAACAACCCCGGCUUUUGAGUAAAAGCCCCAAGUCCCGACCUGACCCCGUUGGGACGGCCAAAUGCCCAGACUUUUUUUUUUUUUUUUCUACUGACUAAAUUUUACUGAAUAAACCAAAUUUCAUUUUUAAUGCCCGCCAGCUCAGUUGCAUGCUCUUGUCUGUUACAUUGUCAUAAACAUAAAGGCGGUUUUGUUUUUGUUGUGCUUCUAGUUCUGUUGUAGGCCCUAACCAUUCACAGUACCUCUAUCUGUAUUGGUAGCUGUGUUAACCCGGCAACUAUACUGCAUCUUUGUUGAUGUAAAUUGUGACAAUAGAAAAAAAAACAAAAUUAUGCAACUUUGUUGCACAUACAACCUGGUGGCUUUUGGCACUGUCUGGUACCCCUCCCCCGUCUUGACUUCAUCCACUCAAGAGUUGGCAAUCCUACACUGCAAAUUUUACUCGGUGUCAUGAUGUGCUGGUAAUGUUGACGAGGACUUCAUACUUGUUAAGCAUCAUCCUGUUUCAUGCUAGAAGCAUGUGGUAAUAUUUUUACAACUCCAAAAAUAAGUGUCGGCUCUCCUUUAAGAAUGGUUUGAUGUGCUUUAUAAUCCGAUGAUCUCUCUCAUAUCUCACUGUACUGUUACAACUCAUCUCUAGAGCUGUGUUGCUGCUUCACCAUGCUGCUGGUACUGCAAUGUUUAGUGUAACUCGCAUUAAAGUUUUUAGCAGGCAUUGCACCAAUUGCCUCUCCCACAGAAGCAUGCAUUAGCCUUGCACUUGAUUUUUUUUUAUUUAGCACGACAGUAAUCAUUGUGAUUCUUGUGGGAAUUUUUCCUUUCUGCAGCCUUGUGCACACGGUGCUUUUCUAUCAUUGACAAUUAUGUGCAUAUAGCACUACAGAAAAAAAAAAAAAAUCCCGACAAUAUGGAGGUUCACAAGUAAAUGGAGACUAAGUAAUUAUUCAAACAAGAGAUGACCAUAAUCAAUUGUAGCUUAAAAAGACAGCACACAAGCAAAAGAAUGGAGACACACAUGUGCACUACAAAUUGGAUGAAUUGGUGAAGGCAGUAAUAUAAUAUUUAAUAGUUCAUAUUUAACUGUAGCACAAACAGAAGAAUGGUAACAAAGUGCUCUUGUUUGCCUCUGUUCUGCUUGUUCAUUGUCUGAUGGUGCUAGUUAAGUAUAGUUAGCUUCUGCCUGCUUUCCCGAUUUUCGAGUUUAGCAAACAGGGGAUGUGUCUGGCUGGAGCCAAAUGUUUGGAGAAGGGCACUUCACUUGGACGCUGACGAAAAUAAUUUCACUUUAUCAAAAAAGCUUUGGCUUCGUCCAGCAUAAGACAUUCUUUCUCCGUCCACUAUUGAUUAAAAAAGGAAUGCGUGGCUACACCUUGAAGAAAAGUGUACUGGAAAAUGAGUUGUCAUGACGUAGACGUGCUAUUGUGAAAAGAUAAUAUGCAAAAUCUUUCAGCAUUGCGUUAAAGAGGACAUAGUGGUGUUGCUGGGAACCUCGAUAUGCAGUAGUCUGUUCUAUGUAGGGGAAAACAAAUUUCAACCUUGUAUGGAAUUUAUCAAUUCCUGCAAUUCUUGUGUGUGUGUUUGUGUUCCAUGUUAGUACGCCUCAGAAGGUGCAAAGUUAACUAGAUGUGAGACAAACAUAAUUAAGAGGUGGUACUUGGAUCUCUGUUUUGGCCAUUUGAAGUACAGCGCUAGUUACAUAUGUACAAAGAUAAUUGGGUGUAUUAGUAGUAAUUGCACUAUACAUGUGCAGGAAGUGAUGCAUGGCUGUGUGAGAUGUGUUUCUUGUAACUCGAUCUCGUGCAGUGCAUGGUUGGGUGGCUGUAGUUUCUCGGUAGGAAACUUUGUGCUUAAGGAGGUGUUUAACUAAUGCUAUUAACAAAACACACAUGUAGUUGCAAAGCAACAAAACAGUGAAACAGUUUUGUCCUUGUUCUCUGUGCUGCUUUAUAACUUUUUUAUAUAUUGCAGCUUUUUAAUCAUGGUGUUGCAGUUAUGUAUUGUGUGCAAGCCAUAUUACGCUACGAGCAAUGUAUGCAGCCUCGCUAAUUCUGUGCAGUACUGAAGGAUUUGGUUUUCAGUGUGACAGGUUAUGAGAAAUGGGAGCCACCCAGCCGUGGAAUACUUCGUUUUUAUUACUCGUCAAAUCAUGGACGCUUUUCAGCUGGCGCAGUUCACCACACCACUGCACAAUGUGUGCGAGCAUUUUGUCCAAAAAGAAAACCACAGCCAAACUGCACUAUAUAGUCACCAGUGUUUUUCUCUUAAAAACUUAAAGAAGGGAAGAACACAAGUCACUACAUGACACAAAGGUAGACAGAAACAGACUACACAGGCACUGUGUUGUCUGUUCCUCUUGGCAUCAUCUGCUCAUCUCUACUCUUCAGCCCUGUCUAAUAUGCCGUUUGGUUUUCCGUCAAGCACCAACUAGUCAGUGCCCUCAUUCAGCGAACAGUUGUUGCGCUCCCCGGUUGCUUUAGGUCACCUCUGCUUCAUUCAUGUGUUCUUUGCUUCAGAGAUGUUUGGCUGUGGGAGUUUUGAAAUCUGUGCACAGUGGUAUAGGCCGAUUAAAUUCACCACUGUAUAGAAAUAGGCAGAACUAUGGCGUGAGAAAUUGCAAGUGGUUCAUGCUCUUGCAGCACCCUCAUGACUGCACAGAAUUGGUGGGACCAAACUUUGUCAUAGCACAAUGAUGUUUUCUAGGCUUUUUUACAUCGAAUGUGUGGCACUUGGUAGGAUUUAUGUGAGAUAAUUUGCCUCUUUUGUACGUGUCUGUGACAAAUGUGGUGCGAGUACAGUCUCGGUAGCACUAUAUUAUUAAGCUGAUUGUAUAGGGUCACGCUGUUAAGUCACUGAAAGCGCAGAAUUUAUUUUCUGCACUCCUGAUGUAAUUGCAGUGCCAUGUUAUUGUUUUCCCAAGCAUUUGCAAGGUGGUCUAGUGACAAGACUGUAUAAAUGUGCCAUAAAAUAUACGUAUCAGUUGG